Molecule: messenger RNA, 3061 nt
Organism: Micromonas pusilla CCMP1545
Lineage: Eukaryota; Viridiplantae; Chlorophyta; Mamiellophyceae; Mamiellales; Mamiellaceae
Exons: 1
Source: RefSeq, a predicted model, not a curated record
AUGCUGAAAGGGUAUUUUUCAUCGCAAGAGCCGAUCAAAAUCUUAACGUUGACGUUGGUACCCCAUAACCUGGACAUUGUUUUGAAGCAAGAUUUUUCCAAGAUAGACUCGUUCGACCUGGGGUUACAAGAAUCGUCUGAGGCGCGACGCGGGCAGUGCGCAGGCAGCGCGCGUUCGUUCCCGCGACCGCCGCGAACCGAACGCACGCCCGCGCGACCGCAAAACCGCCGACUCCCGCGCGACCGCUUCGAACGCGAGAACCCGCGCGUCGAGCGAGAACCCCGCGGCGAGGGAAGAAAGAAAACAACGAUCGAGCGCACGCCCCGUCGCGCGCGUAACACCAUCUCGGGCGCGCCCUCGACGACGAUCAUGGGGCCCGCGCUGAGGGACGAGCACUCGCCGCUCCUGUCGGGGACGAAGCGCCGCGGCUCGCCGCGCGUCGUCUCCCUCGCGCUCGUCGCGAUCGCGACGAUCGUCGCGACGAUCCUCCUCGCCGCGCGCUCGCCCGCGGUCUCCGCGCGGCUGGGCCUCGGAUCGCGCGAUCAACCCUCCGUCGCGAUCUCGACCUCGACGUCGUCGAGCGCGUCGCGCGCGCCUCACCGCGGAUGGGGACUGCUCGGUCAGAGCGCGACCGCGCCGCCGUUCGCGUCCGUCGAGGAGGCGGAGGCGUUCGUCGCCGAGAACCCGACCGCGCGCGCGGACUUCACGGCGGCGAGGGAAAAGGUCAAGGCUGCCAUGGUGAAAAACAAGGCGCUCUUCAAGGCGGCGAGGACGAAAGGUCUAGCCGCCAAGAAGGCGGCCGAGGACGCGGUCGCCAAGCGCGCGGCGUUCGAGCCUCUCAAGUCCGCGCCCCCUUCUCCCGAGAAGAUGGCCGCGUUCAAGGCGAUGAAGGAGGCGAUGAAGAAGGCCAAAGCCGCGCGGAAGGAGUUCAAAGAAGCUAAAGCGGCGGCGCAGGCCGGUCGCAAAGAAGUCAGAGACCUCGUGAAGGACGCCGCGCCGCUGAAGAUGAAAGCGAAGCGACUCAGCGUGGCGAAGAAGUACAUCUACAGACAGAAGCAGAUGGCAGCGGCGGCGGCUAAGGCCGCCGCAGUCGCCGCCGAGCAAAGUGCUCCCGAGCCGGAGGUCGAGCACCCCGCUCCCGAACCGGAGGUCGAGCAUCCCGCUAACGAAACGGAGGUCGAGAACCCUGCUCCCGAGCCGGAGGUCGAGCACCCUGCUCCCGAACCGGAGGCAAGGCCGGACAGGCGCGCGGAGAUCCCCGACCCGGAGAACGCCGGAUCGGUCAUCGAAGUGCUGCAUGCCGCCGGCACUCCCGACGACGACUGCUACCACAUCCUGCCCGACGGCUCGAAAUCUGAAACGAUGCCGUGCCCGCACCCCGCGGAUUCGAUGGACUCGAUGCCGGGCUCCACGAUGGACUCCAUGAACGACGACGACGACGACGACGACGACGAAGUCGACGACGACGAACACCACGACGACACGAUGGACUCCAUGAACGACGACGACGAAGACGACGACGACGAUCACCACGACGACGAUCACCACGACGACACGAUGGACACCAUGAACGACGACGACGACGACAACGACGACGAGAACUUGAUUCACGAUCCCUCGGAAUUCCCCGAUGAAUUCAAGGCGGUCCUCUCGGACCACGGCGUCACGGAUCCUGACGGAUUCAUCACGGACUGCGGCGUCCCCGAAGACGUCAAGAACGCGAUCGAAGCGGGCAAAACCUUGCAGAAAAUCUUCGAGGAAGAAGUCGACGAAGAAGAACGCAAGACGAUGGACUUACGCGGUUUCCUCUCGACCGUUUGUGCCCAUCACCACGAAGACGGCUCCACGAUGCCCUCCAUGCCGGAGGGCUCUAUGAUGGACUCCAUGCCGGGAUCCACGAUGGACUCGAUGAACGACACGAUGAGCUCGAACUCCUCGAGCGGCGGCGACGAGCCGCGAACGCCGGACAGGCGCGCGGAGAUCCCCGACCCGGAGAACGCUGGAUCGGUCACCGAAGUGCUGCAUGCCGCCGGCACUCCCGACGACGACUGCUACCACAUCCUGCCCGACGGCUCGAAAUCUGAAACGAUGCCGUGCCCGCACCCCGCGGAUUCGAUGGACUCCAUGCCGGGCUCCACGAUGGACUCCAUGCCGGGCUCCACGAUUGACUCCAUGCCGGGCUCCACGAUUGAUUCCAUGCCGGGCUCCACGGUGGACUCCAUGCCGGGCUCCACGGGGGACUGCAAUGUACCCGAUUGGUGCUCGACGUACCCCCCGGAGAUGGCAAAGGAAAAACCGGAAUGCCAGUGCCCGGAGUCCCUGCACCCCUUGCCGACGAUGGACUCCAUACCGGGCUCCACUACCGAGCCGGAGGUCCAGACGACCGAGCCGGAGGUCCCGACUACCGAGCCGGAGGUCCCGACGACCGAGCCGGAGGUCCAGCCGGAGGUCCCGACGACCGAGCCGGAGGUCCAGCCGGAGGUCCCGACGACCGAGCCGGAGGUCCAGACGACCGAGCCGGAGGUCCCGACUACCGAGCCGGAGGCCCCGACGACCGAGCCGGAGGUCCAGCCGGAGGUCCCGACGACCGAGCCGGAGGUCCAGCCGGAGGUCCCGACGACCGAGCCGGAGGUCCAGACGACCGAGCCGGAGGUCCCGACGACCGAGCCGGAGGUCCAGCCGGAGGUCCCGACGACCGAGCCGGAGGUCCAGACGACCGAGCCGGAGGUCCCGACGACCGAGCCGGAGGUCCAGCCGGAGGUCCCGACGACCGAGCCGGAGGUCCAGCCGGAGGUCCCGACGACCGAGCCGGAGGUCCAGCCGGAGGUCCCGACGACCGAGCCGGAGGUCCAGACGACCGAGCCGGAGGUCCCGACUACCGAGCCUGAGGUCCCGACGACCGAGCCGGAGGUCCCGACGACCGAGCCGGAGGUCCCGGCGACCGAGCCGGAGGUCCCGACGACCGAGCCGGAGGUCCCGACGACCGAGCCGGAGGUCCCGACGACCGAGCCGGAGGUCCCGACGACCAAGCCGGAGGUCGACGUGCAGACGGGGUCCGCGA